Cyprinodon tularosa is the source of this 2868-nucleotide messenger RNA. It is a transcript of the gene enah, whose product is annotated as ENAH actin regulator. The transcript is spliced from 9 exons. The record is from RefSeq and is a predicted model, not a curated record. Bases 643 to 2796 code for a protein of 717 amino acids. Lineage: Eukaryota; Metazoa; Chordata; Actinopteri; Cyprinodontiformes; Cyprinodontidae. Gene Ontology annotation, biological process: actin polymerization-dependent cell motility; axon guidance; actin polymerization or depolymerization. Gene Ontology annotation, molecular function: profilin binding; SH3 domain binding.
GGGAGAUGAAGCUGAGAGGCAGGGAGGGAGGAGGCAGAGGAGAGACAAAGGUAUGAAGGGAUGUAGCCCAGAUGGUGAACGGAGGGAUGGAAGGAACAGAAAGCGGCAGCAGGAGGAGGAAUCCAUCUUCCAACAGGCAUUCCUGAGUUUAGCCAUUCUGGUCCGGGCAAUGCCAUCGCUGUGAUUUUUGUUUUUAUUAUUAUUUUUUCUUAAUCACUACAGAGAACAGGAGCAACCUGUGAAAAAGCAGGAGCCUGUUGCCUGGAUACCUCUGCUGUCGCCACAACGGCCAAAAGCCAGGACUGAAGCGAGCGUGAGCCUUUGGGUCAAAGCGCAUCUGGAUGGCCCUCUGGCUCCUCUGCUCCCUGGAUGAUCGCAUCGCAUGAUGAGGAAGGGGUCGCCCCAUCACGGAGGCUUCGAGGAGCGCCAGAGAGAGAGGCUGGGUGUGUGUGAGUGGGGGGUUGGAUGGCUCCCCGUUUGGAGCAUCAUUUGUAGAAGCGGAGAACAAAGAAUUUAAAAACUAAGUUUAACGACCAAAAAAGACUGGAGGCAGCGGUGGCAGAGGACCCCAAAGCGGGGAGGGUCCAGUUCAGAGGAGCGGGCUGCUGGCCGGGUCACUUCAGCAGCUAGAGAGACGGAGCCAUGCAGAUCCAGCCGUCAGCUCCUCACUCCAAAGCCUCCAGCUUCAUCCUCAGUCAGAGAUGUAUCCUGGCUUCCAAAAUGGAAAUCCACCGUGAACAGAGCAUCUGCCAGGCACGAGCCGCUGUCAUGGUGUACGACGAUGCCAACAAGAAGUGGGUCCCUGCUGGUGGCUCCACGGGUUUCAGCAGAGUCCACAUCUAUCACCACACGGGUAACAACGCCUUCAGGGUGGUAGGACGCAAGAUCCAGGAUCAUCAGGUGGUGAUAAACUGUGCCAUUCCCAAGGGGCUGAAAUACAACCAGGCCACGCAGACCUUCCACCAGUGGCGUGAUGCUCGGCAGGUCUACGGCCUCAACUUUGGCAGUAAGGAAGACGCCAACGUGUUCGCCAGUGCCAUGAUGCAUGCACUGGAGGUGCUGAACUCCCUGGAUACAGGCCCCACGCUGCCCAGACAGGGUCCCCCGGUUCAGAAUGGCCCCUCACAGGAAGAGAUGGACCUGCAGAGAAGGCAGCUCCAGGAGCUGCAGAGACAGAAGGAGAUGGAGCGGGAGCGCCAGGAACGAGAGCGCCAGGAAAAGGAGCGGCAGGAACGAGAACGUCAGGAAAAGGAGCGUCAGGAGCGGGAGCGCCUGGAGCGGGAGACGCUGGAGCGGCAGGAACGCGAGCGCCAGGAGAGAGAGGCGCAGGCGGAGAGGGAGCGAAUGGAGCGAGAGCAGCAGGAGCGUGAAAUGAUAGAGAGAGAAAAGGCAGAGAGAGAGCGGCUGGAGAAGGAGCAGCAGGAGCAGUUGGACAGAGAGCAGCAGGACUGGGAGAGAGGGAGGCGCAUCUCCAACGCUGCCUUUGAAAGCACACUCUACACUCCCACACCUCAGGAAUACGGCAGGACCUCGUCCACACCCGUAUCUCCAUCCACACCCACUUUCCCUGCUCCCACCACACCCUCCCCCUCCUCCACCGCGCCCCCGACCCCGCCGCUCAGACAGUCGGCCUCCCGAUUCGCCACCUCGCUUGGUUCUGCCUUCCAUCCUGUCCUGCCUCAUUACGCCACGGUUCCCAGGCGGCAGCCGGCCUUCCCGCAAGCCCCGCCUCCAGCCCCCACCCCUCCCACUCCGCCCAAGUCUGUGGUGUGGUCAGCGUGUAACUUCACCCCACUGCCACCCUCGCCUCCAGUCAUGAUCAGCAGCCCCCCAGGGAAGGCCACGGGCCCGCGGCCCCUCAUCCCUCUGGCGGGGCAGUCCCCACUCAGUCAGAAGCCCCCGUCGCCAUCCCCCAACGGCCCCCCCAUGUUCCCCGCACCUUCACCUGUCACCAUCCCACACAGCCACACCCCCCUCGGAAUCACCUGCCCCACUCCGCCCCCGCCACCCACCCCUCCCCCUCUCCCCUCACCCAUGGGCCUCCCCGUGUCGUCUUCGUCCGUCUCCUCAUCCCAGGCUCCUGGUCUGCCCUCUCCCUCCACAGCGCCCCCUGCUGCCGCAGCUGCCGCCACCUCUGUCUCUGCUGAGCACCUCUCCCUCCCCGUGGGUCUGGGCCUGUCGGGGUCCCUGGAAUCGGACGCAGGCUCUGGGCCCCUCCCAGCUCAGGGGGGCUCCUCCUGUCAGCCCCAGCCCCAGGCAGACGUGGCUCAGACUCCGGCACUGACCACCCCUACCCCUCCCCCACCUCCACCCCUGCCGCCCGGCUCCACUGUGACCUCAGCAGCUGCCACCCCCAUCACCCCGGCCGGACACCCUCCUCCACCACCGGCUCCUCCUCUCCCUCCCUCUCUGACUCCAGGCGGGACGCCACCCCCUCCGCCGGGUCCUCCUCCCCCUCCCGAAGCACCACCACCACCCCCGGCACCACCUCUUCCCGCGGGGCUCUUCUCUCCUGCCGAGGAUCGCCCCAUCUCUGGUCUGGCCGCCGCCCUCGCUGGAGCAAAGCUGCGCAAAGUGCCAAGGAGCGAUGACGCAGGGGCAGCUCUGGCAGCGGCCCUGUCGGGGGCCGCAGGGGCCAAAACUGAGGCCAGAGGAAAUGGGCCUUUGCCUGGAGGAGGAGGACUGAUGGAGGAGAUGAGCGCCUUACUGGCCAGGAGGAGAAGAAUCGCAGAGAAGGGCUCCUCACCUGAACCUGACCAGAGAUCAGUAGGUGUCAUCAACUUGAUUUAUCUCUGAUUUGCUUCCAUUUUCAAAUUUUUCAUGUAUUUUAAUUUUUUUUUCUUUCUGAGUCACACAAAAGCUCUUGUG